Molecule: messenger RNA, 3306 nt
Organism: Ostrinia nubilalis (European corn borer)
Lineage: Eukaryota; Metazoa; Arthropoda; Insecta; Lepidoptera; Crambidae
Exons: 4
Coding region: 1-3306 (1101 amino acids)
Source: RefSeq, a predicted model, not a curated record
AUGUCGUCCACGUUAGUAAACGUUGGUAGUCCUGAUUGGACUCCGAUUUAUUUUGCUGAAGAUUGUCGCCCGUUACCAAACUUGCCGGCACAAGAAAAUAUUAAGAAGAAAAGAGGAAUUUCAAAAUCCAGGAAGAGUGCACAGAAUUUGGACAAGAAGUUGAAGAUGGCGUCAACAUCUUUCGUUAAAGUGAAGCAUGAAAAAGAAGGACGACAGCUCAUAAAAAUAAAGAUUUUUGACUUGACUACUUCUCCGGAGGCGAUCGAGGAUGAUUCAAGAGACGGAGAUCCUAGCAUUCCCUCGACUGGACCUGGGGUGUGUACAUGGUCCUUCGAGCCGGAUAAGGUGUGCCAGACCUCAUCCGGAUGGGAAAGUCGUUCUGACGGUGACGCGAAUUUUGGAGCACUAAGGCGGUGUGUGGUGCACUGGAGGUGCCUAUCUGGUGGUGCCUGUCUGGAGGAGCAGCACCCUGAGGAGUUGGAGCUGCUGCAGCAGGGGUCCGAGCUUGGUGGCGAAUCCGGCUUUGGACUUCGGGACGGUGCUGGUGCUGAUGCUGGUGAGGAGGUGCCGUCAGGAGCCAGUUCAGAGAACGCGCAGUCUAAUGUUGUUAAGGUUGAGUCAGAGGGAAAAGAUAGUCCACCAAAGGGGCCUUAUGAGGCAGGUAAUGUAAAACAAGUAUUGUUAGCGACGGCGCUAAUCAAUACUGAGUCGAGAAAUGGGAACAACUACAUGUUGAGAGCCUUAUUAGAUCAAGGCUCUCAAGGAAACUUCGUUACAGAAUCGGCUGUAAAUGAUUUGAAAUUGAGAAAAACACCAAUUCAUGGUAAGAUUUUGGGAGUGGGUGGAGAUAAAGGAUUAGUCUCAAAAGCGAAAGUGACCAUAAAGGUUAAAUCUAGGUUAGACCCUAAUUGGAGUGUCACAGUGAAUGCGUACGUUCUGAAAUCUAUUACUUCUUUCCUCCCUAGUAGGAAAAUAGAUCAAUUAGAUUACUCAGAAUUCCAAGGCAUAGAACUUGCUGACCCAGAAUACAACCGACCCAAUAAAAUAGACAUAUUAUUGGGUGCGGAAGUAUUUAGUCAGAUAAUCCAAGAAGGUAUACGAAAGGGAUCAAACGGAACGCUCCUUGCUCAAUCCACGAGCUUGGGUUGGAUUUUAUCGGGAACGGUGAAACUACCAAAUUAUCAAAACGCAGAAACAUUAUCGUUGCAUUGCCAGUUACAAGAAAGCGAUGAACUGUUGAAAAAGUUUUGGGAGUUGGAAAAUAGCAUGAAUCUCACAAAGGAACAAAAGUACACAGAAGAAGAAAGAAAAUGUGAAGAAUUUUAUGUUAAAACAACUACUAGAGAUAAAGAAGGAAGGUACAUCGUGAAAUUGCCUUUUAAGACAGAAAACCCAGAGUGCAAAAGAGGAGAGACGAGAAGUAUAGCUGUGCAAAGAUUAAAAGGGCUGGAAAAAAGAUUCGAAAAAGAUAACAAAUUCAAAGAAAGUUAUAAGGCUGUAAUAAAUGAGUAUUUGGAAAUGGGACACAUGUUCGAAGUACUGGAACCAGACUUGGAAAGAGAAGAAUCAGUAUAUUUACCACACCAUGCAGUUGUUCGAGAGGACAAGGAUACUACUAAGCUCAGAGUAGUAUCUAAUGCCUCUCAGGUAAGAAAAAAUGGGGUAUCACUGAAUGAAAACCUCAUGGUGGGACCAACCAUUCAGCCAGACUUGAGACAUUUAGUGAUGAAGUGGAGACUGUCGUACAUUUGUCUUACAGCAGAUAUUGUUAAAAUGUACCGGCAAAUAAAGGUACACGAAGAUGACACUAACUUUCAAAGAUUGGUAUGGAGAAAUAACCCUAAUGAGGCAAUCAAAGAUUUCAAACUUGUUAGAGUGACUUUCGGUACUGCUUCAGCUCCAUUUUUAGUAGUUCGAACGCUUCAACAAGUGGCAAAGGAUGAAGGUCUUAAUUAUCCUUUAGCUGUGGAUAAAGUUAGAGAAAACUUCUACAUGGAUGACAUGAUGAGCGGUUGUGAAUCUGUAGCAGAAGGAAUAGAAUUAUAUACACAAAUGAAAAGUUUACUAAAUAAAGCGGGAUUCAGAUUACAGAAGUGGGCGAGUAAUGACGAAGAAUUGUUAAAAAUGAUUAAGAGCAGGGAAAAUGAACAGGAAAACGGGAAGGAAAAAGAGGAAUGUAAGGAUGGGAUAACAAUAAAAAUGGAUGAAGUAAUAAAAUUUUUGGGACUUACCUGGGAACGGCACAGUGAUCAUUUCCGAUAUAAAGUUGAUCUUCCAGAACUACUACCACCUAUUACUAAAAGAAAAAUAAUAGCAGAUAUAUCACGCCUAUUCGAUCCCUUAGGCUGGGUUACACCAUGUAUAAUCAUAGCAAAGGUGUUGAUACAAAAGCUGUGGAUAGCGGGGAUUGAUUGGGAUGAUGAAGCACCUAGUAAAAUACUGCAGGAAUGGUGUACUUACCGGGAAGACCUGAAAAGCAUAAGCGAAGUGAAGAUUCCUAGAUGGCUUGGAACGAGAUUAAAUGACGUCAAGAGGGAACUCCAUGGGUUCUGCGACGCCUCGAAGGUAGCAUACGCCGCUGUGGUAUACAUCCGAACUAUUGAUGCGGAAGGGAAUAUCCAUGUGUCGUUGGUAACAGCAAAAUCUAAAGUGGCACCUAUCAAACAAGUGUCUAUACCAAGGCUGGAAUUAUGCGGAGCUGUAGAGCUUACACGAUUAAUGCUGGAGACGUCUAAGGUUCUAAAUAUUGAACAUACAAACCUGCAUGCAUGGACGGAUUCCACAAUAGUUUUAGCCUGGUUAAACAGCUUGCCCAGCCGAUGGAAGGUAUUUGUAGCCAAUCGCGUCUCUGAAAUACUUACCAACUUAAAUCCUAAUCAGUGGUCACACGUAAGUACUCAGGAAAAUCCAGCAGACUACGCAUCCAGGGGAGUUACACCUUCAGAGCUGAAAAAUAAAUCACUGUGGUUAAAUGGUCCGGAGUUUUUGAUUACUAAAACUAUAAAUUACAAAAAACCUACAGAAUUAACAACCGAAAUAGAAGCCAUCAAAGUUCACAACAUAACAACUGAAGAAGAUUUCUUCGAAAGAUUUUCGAAACUGAGAAAAUUAAUAAGAGUAACAGCAUACCGUCGAAGAUUUUUACAAAUGAAGAAACCGAAAUCUGAAAGAAAAGACAAUGAGUAUUUAACUACAAAGGAAAUGGAAAAGGCGUUAGAAGUUUGCAUAAUAAGAGAUCAAAAAAUUAAAUUUGAAGAAGAAAUUGAAGCUAUAAAAAGAAUAUUCCAAUUAAAAACAAUUCAUUAA